UAUUAAAAUGACUGCGGUUUAUUACAAGUUACAAUAUUAGUAAAAUUUCAAAAUGGCUGCUAAAAGUAAAUGAAUAAACAAAGCUUAUGAUACUUUUAAUUAAUGUCUGAUCAAGUUUUAUAAAGCUGCCUUUUCUUUAAAAAGAUUUUAUAAUUAAUUAUAAACCUUUCAAUGAUGCAGAAUGUAAAGACCAAACAUAUGUUUUUGAAAAGGGCUUUGGAGAAGAUACUUGCAGAAAAGGAGCUUAAAAAAGCAAACCAUUUGCAAUUAAAAAAAGCAUGUGAAUCAGCAUUGGAUGAAAUCGAAAAAGCUUCAAUUCAGGGUGAGAGUGAAGAUCAAAAUCGGUUAGGUAUUAUAGCUACAGAAAAGUACUUUCUUCCAUUUGAACUUGCAUGUCAAUCAAAGACUCCAAGAAUUGUAUGCAGUGCUUUGGAUUGUUUACAGAAAAUGAUAGCCUAUGGACACAUAAAAGGUAAUGUUCCUGAAAAUGGGCAACCAGGAAAAAUGCUUAUUGAUCAAAUUAUAGAAAUAAUUUGUGGAUGUUUUAAUGGAACAUCAACCGACGAAGGAAUUCAAUUACAGAUAAUCAAAGCUCUUCUGACAGCAGUUACCUCUGUAUCCUGCGAGGUUCAUGAAGGAACAUUGUUACAGUCUGUAAGAACGUGUUACAACAUUUACCUUGCUAGUAAAAAUCUAAUCAAUCAAACUACAGCUAAAGCUACUCUUACACAAAUGAUUAGUGUGAUAUUUCAACGGAUGGAGUUACAGGGGAAUACAAACCAGAUGAUUACUUCAGACUCUGAUAUCUCUAUUAAUAAGAAAACAUCAGAAAAUUUAGAUGAAACAUCUGGUGAAGAUCCAGAGGAAUAUAUUAAUGAAAAUGUAAUAUCACCAGUAACUACAUCUGAUAAACUAACACCAUCUGUCUCUACAUCUGAAAAACUAACAUCACCUACAUCAGAAGAUGAACAAAACUCUUUAGGAAUUAUUGAUAAUAGUAUUCUAAACAAUUUAAAACUUCCGCAGAUUCCUAAGAGUUUAAAAGAAUUAUGCAACGAUUCUCUAUCAAAUAAUAGUGUUGGCGAUAUGUUCAAAAAUAUGGAAAUUGAAGAAAUCUCAUCAAGAUGCUCAGAUCAAUCACCCAUUACAAAUUGCAGCGAAGCAAGUACCUCAGUGGAUAUUAAUUUACUAAAAAAAGUGGAGGACACAGUUUCACCAUCAGAAAAUUGUACGUCAGAGGUUCUAUUAAAUGAUUCAUCAGAAGUGCAGUCAGAGAUACAUUCAGGCAAACAAUUGUCUGUCUUUGCUCAUAUUCUCCAGCGUGACACUUUUCUUGUAUUUCGAUCAUUGUGUAAACUUUCAAUGAAACAGUUACCAGAAACACCACUGGAUCCUAAAUCUCAUGAGUUGCGUUCAAAAGUUUUAUCUCUUGAGUUGCUUCUUGCUUGUCUUCAAAAUGCAGGCCAUGUCUUCAAAACCAGUGACAUGUUUAUUAGUGCUAUUAAACAGUAUCUCUGUGUUGCUUUGUCAAAGAAUGGUGUUUCAUCUAUACCAAUUGUGUUCGAGCUCUCAUUGUCAUUGUUUUUGACUCUUCUUUCAGAUUUUAAAACUCAUCUGAAAAUGCAGAUUGAAGUUUUUUUUCGUGAGAUAUUCCUCAAUAUUCUAGAAACAUCCUCUAGCUCAUUUCAACAUAAAUGGAUGGUAAUGCAAGCAUUGACCAAGAUAUGUUCUGAUCCUCAAACAGUUGUUGAUGUCUAUGUAAACUAUGAUUGUGACCUACAUUCAGCAAACAUAUUUGAGCGCUUGGUGUAUGAUCUCUCUAAGAUUGCUCAAGGAAGACAUGCUAUGGAGCUUGGUGCUACUCCUAUUCAAGAAAAAAAAAUUAGAGUUAUUGGCAUUGAAUGCUUAGUUUCAAUUCUUAAAUCAAUGGUACAAUGGAGUAAAGAUUUGUACAUGAAUCCCGUCAGCCAAGUUGCUAUGUCUAAUGUAGAAAAUACACCUGAUUCAAAAUCUAAUACUACUGAUGACUCAGAUAUAAAAUCUUUUGGUGGUAGUCAGCAUUCUUUAACUUCAACACCUGUAGCUGACAUUGAUGAUCCCAAUCAUAUUACAACUCUUAAACAGAAAAAAGAAAUUAUGGAAGAAGGAAUUAAACGGUUUAAUAAGAGCUCAUUCAAAGGUAUAAAAUAUUUACAAGAGCAGCAUUUGCUUGGUGAAUCACCUGCUUCUGUUGCAAAGUUUAUCAAAGAAGAUGAUCGGCUUGAUAAGACACAAAUUGGUGAGCUACUUGGUGAUUUUUCAGAAUAUGGUAAAGAAGUUAUGUAUUGUUAUGUUGACAUGAUGAAUUUUGAAAAUAAAGAUUUUGUAUCAGCACUGCGAUUAUUUUUGGAAAAUUUUCGACUUCCUGGUGAAGCUCAAAAAAUCGAUAGACUUAUGGAAAAAUUUGCUAGUAGAUACUGUGUAUGUAAUCCUAGUGAGCAGAUUUUUGCCAGUGCUGAUGCUGCUUAUGUACUUGCUUAUUCAAUUAUAAUGCUUACUACCGAUCUUCAUAGUAACCAAGUAAAGCGUAAAAUGACUCAAGAACAAUACAUCAAUAUGAAUAGAGGUAUCAAUGAUGGUAAAGAUUUACCUCAAGAAUAUCUUGAAGGAAUAUAUAAGGAAAUCCUUGAGCGAGAGAUUAAAAUGAAGCAUCAUCAAAAAACUCCUAACCAAAGGCCAACCACGCUGUAUUUAAUAACAGAAAAACAGCGUAGAAUGCUUUACCUGCAAGAAAUGGAAAGUAUGGAAGAAAAUGUGAGAAAUAUGAUGCGGGACAUCUCUCAUAAAGAAAUGAAUACAAAGUUUAUUCAAGCUACUCAUUUACAACACGUUAAACCCAUGUUCAAGAUGGCAUGGACACCAUCGCUUGCUGCAUUUAGUAUUGGUUUACAGGACAAUGAUGACGGAAAUCUUAUUAGUUUAUGUUUGGAUGGCAUGCAUUGUGCAAUAAGAGUAGCUUGCAUUUUUCAGUUACAGCUUGAAAGAGAUGCAUAUAUUCAGGCACUUUGUCAGUUCAGUAUGCUUAUGGCGAAUGCAGUUAUUACAGAGAUGAGAGCGAAAAAUAUUGAUACAAUAAAAACACUUAUAACAGUUGCAUAUACUGAUGGAAAUUAUUUGGGUCACUCUUGGUUUGAGAUUUUACAAUGUAUUUCCCAUUUAGAACUUCUUCAACUAAUUGGAACUGGUAUAAAACCUCGAUAUGCAAGCAGUGGAAUGGUUCCAAUUGUUAAUGUUGGAGGUUUAGUUAGUAAUCAAAGUACAAGUCAAAAUAAUAGUAUUAUUGAUCCUAAGAAGUUUUCUAGCAUUCAAGAAUCAAUGGGUGAAACAUCAUCUCAAAGUGUUGUUGUUGCAGUUGAUAGAAUAUUUACUGGGUCAAUACGAUUAGAUGGGGAUGCUAUUGUUGACUUUGUUACUGGUCUAGCAGCUGUAUCGAUGGAAGAGUUAUCGAAUCCUGCUCAACCAAGAAUGUAUAGUUUACAAAAAAUAAUUGAAAUUGCCUAUUAUAACAUGGGUCGUAUUCGAUUGCAAUGGUCAAGAAUCUGGGCUGUGUUGGGUGACUAUUUUAAUAAAGUUGGUUGUAACCCAAAUGAAGAAGUUUCAUUCUUUUGUGUCGAUUCUUUAAGACAGUUGUCAAUGAAGUUUCUUGAAAAAGGAGAAUUAUCUAACUUUCAUUUUCAAAAAGACUUUUUGAGACCAUUUGAAUAUAUUAUGCAAAAAAAUAAUUCUGCAACUAUUCGUGAUAUGGUUGUUCGAUGCGUUGCACAAAUGGUUAACUCACAAGCAAAGAAUAUAAAAUCUGGAUGGAAAAAUGUUUUUUCAGUAUUUCACUUAGCUGCAUCAGAUUUAGAUGAAGGGAUUGUUGAGCUUGCCUUUCAGACAACAGCAUCCAUUUUUGAAAGCCAUUUUUCUGCUACUGUUGACUCGUUUCAAGAUGCUGUAAAGUGUUUGUCUGAGUUUUCUUGUAAUGCUGCAUUUCCUGACACAAGUAUGGAAGCAAUUCGUUUGAUUAGACACUGUUCUAAACAUGUUUAUGAAAAUCCAUAUAUGUUUAAAGAACGGUUUAGUGAUGAUACAGUAGUUUCAGAAAAUGAUAGAGUUUGGCUAAGAGGUUGGUUCCCAGUUGUAUUUGAAUUAUCAUGUAUCAUAAACAGAUGCAAGUUAGAUGUUAGAACAAGAGCAUUAACAGUUAUGUUUGAAAUCCUUAAAAAUUAUGGUCAUACAUACAAAAAAAGUUGGUGGAAAGAAGUUUUUAAAGUUGUUUUUAGGAUAUUUGAUAGUAUGAAACUGCCAGAUCAACAAAUUGAAUGGUCAGAGAAAGCAGAAUGGAUGACCACAACAUGUAACCAUGCUCUAUAUGCAAUUGUUGAUGUUUUUACACAGUAUUUUGAUGAAUUAUCAGAUGUCUUAUUAGAUAACAUGCUAGCUCAACUUGUAUGGUGUGUUCAACAAGAUAAUGAGCAACUUGCACGUUCUGGAGUCAAUUGCUUAGAAAAUUUAAUAAUUUCUAAUGGGCAAAAGUUUACUCCAGAGAUUUGGACAAAAACAUGUGAUUGUAUAUAUAAUGUGUUUGAAUCUUCAAUAGCACAUGAGUUGUUAGUUUGGAAACCAGACUCUAAUCAUUCUGAUAGUAUGCAUGUUAUCAACUCGGUUUAUUCUCCUCAAAAACCUUCUCAAAAAGCAAAUGAUUAUUUGUAUGAAAGAUACCAAGAGACACCUAAAGAUACUGAUGUUACUGAAGGUGAUGACUUAAGUCUUCAUCAGUUUCCACUGUAUCCUGCACAUUUGUCAAGAUUCGAUUCCAAAGAAAGUCUCCAUUCUAUUACAAGACAAAGUAUAUCACCUGAUAGAACCCUCUUUAACUCUCUGCUUAUUCGAUGUGUGGUUCAGCUUGAGAUUAUACAGACAAUAGACAAUGUGGUGUUUUAUCCUGCAACUAGUAAACGAGAAGAUGCAGAAAAUAUGGCAGCAGCAAAGUCAUCUGAUGCAGAAUAUGUAACAUCUCUUAUCGACGUGGGAAUGUUUCCUUUCCUGAAUUCUGAUCAGUUAUUUUUGUUUGCUCAAUGCCUUUAUAAAUCACACAUUUUUGCUCGUACAUUUAACAGUAAAUUCGAACAGCGCACACUUCUCUGGAAAUUUGGUUUCACUAAAGGACAAUCUCGUCCUAAUCUUUUGAAACAAGAGACAACAAGUUUAGCAUGCUUAAUUCGAAUUUUGUUUCGUAUGUACAGUGAAAGCUCGUUUUCCAAUGUAUGCAGUGUUGUAGAAGAAAAACUGAAAUGUUAUAUAAAGGAAGCAUUCGAAUAUUUUACUUUACUAGACUCAACCAAUCACCGAGAUGCUUGGACACCAGUUCUUGUACUGAUACUGACAAAAAUUUUGAAACUUGAAAAUGAACGCUUUGUGCGUCACGUUACAUGGUACUACGCUCACCUUUGCGACCUUUUUAACUUUGAACUAAAAAAAGAAUUGCGAUCUGUUAUUCGCAAACUCUUUUACAAAAUUGGUUUAGUGUAUGGAAUUAAUAAAAAUGGUAAAUCAACGUAGUUAAAAAUCGAGCUGCAUUUUGUACAUUUUUACAAUUUUUAGAUAGCAAUAAAGUUUUAA
Hydra vulgaris (swiftwater hydra) is the source of this 5643-nucleotide messenger RNA. RefSeq names its product brefeldin A-inhibited guanine nucleotide-exchange protein 1. The record is from RefSeq and is a predicted model, not a curated record. Gene Ontology annotation, biological process: regulation of ARF protein signal transduction. Lineage: Eukaryota; Metazoa; Cnidaria; Hydrozoa; Anthoathecata; Hydridae. Gene Ontology annotation, molecular function: guanyl-nucleotide exchange factor activity.